CUCUCUACAUAUAUAUAUGUAUUUCUGAAUGUGGCAUUCAAGAGUUGAGAGUUUAUUGUUUGUGACUGGGAUCCCGAGACUACAUUGCAAGAGAAACAAAAUCGAGCACAGCAAGACAUAAAUAAUUCUCUUAUUAAGCUCCCUAUAUAGUUGGACAUCAACAUGGUUGAGGGUGGAAUCACACACACAGAUAAGACAGAGUUUACAGAAUGCUGGAGGACAACUUGGAGAACACCUUACAUCAUGAGGUUGGCCUUAUCAGCUGGAAUCGGAGGCCUCCUCUUCGGCUACGACACUGGUGUUAUUCUGGUGCCCUCCUCUACAUUAGGGAGGAUUUUGAAUCUGUUGAUAAGAAAACAUGGCUACAGGAAACCAUUGUGAGCAUGGCUGUCGCAGGUGCCAUUAUCGGUGCUGGAGUAGGUGGAUGGAUGAACGAUAGGUUUGGACGGAAAAUAUCAAUAUUGGUAGCUGAUUUUCUCUUCUUCGUGGGGGCAAUUAUCAUGGCUCUUUCUCCGGCACCGUGGAUGAUAAUUCUUGGUAGAGUUUUUGUGGGAUUAGGAGUUGGGAUGGCAUCCAUGACUGCUCCUCUUUACAUUUCAGAAUCUUCACCUCAUAGAAUCAGAGGUGCACUUGUAAGCACAAAUGGUCUUCUAAUCACGGGAGGCCAAUUCCUUUCAUAUCUUGUCAAUCUAGCAUUCACCCAUGUCAAGGGGAACUGGCGUUGGAUGCUUGGUGUUGCUGGUGUUCCUGCGCUGGUACAAUUUGUGCUGAUGUUGUCACUCCCCGAGUCCCCGAGAUGGCUUUUUCGUAAUGGGAAAGAGGACGAGGCGAGGUCUAUAAUAGAGAAAAUAUACACCUCUGAAGAAGUUGAGGACGAGCUACAAGCUCUGCGCAUCUCAAUUGAGCAAGACAAAGCCAAUGAAAGUUCUCUAGGGGAUGGGGGCAUGUUUGGCCAACUUAAGAAUGCUUGGAGGAAUGAUGUUGUCCGAAGAGGACUAUAUGCUGGGAUUACAGUUCAGGUGGCCCAACAAUUUGUUGGCAUAAACACCGGCAUGUACUAUAGCCCAACAAUAAUCCAAUUUGCAGGAUUUGCAUCAAACAAAACAGCAAUGGCACUCUCUCUCAUCACUUCUGGCCUAAAUGCAAUCGGCUCCAUAGUCAGCAUUUGCUUUGUGGAUCGUUACGGGAGGAGGAGACUUAUGAUCAUCUCCAUGAUGGGAAUAAUUUCCUGCCUUGUGGUGCUAUCUUUUGUAUUUUAUCGAGCUUCUGUCACUGCACCAGAUAUCAGUCGGACAGAGAGUGCAUUUUUCGGUGCCAAUUCAACUUGCCCGGCGUACACCAAAGCUAAUGAUGCCACUUCUUGGGGUUGCACGCGAUGUUUGGAGAAGGACACUGGUUGUGCUUUCUGCUCAGCUGGAACCAGCCUAUAUCAUGCCGGUGCAUGUCUGGCUUCAAACGAUGUGGUGAAAGGUGCUUGUCAAGCAGCGAAACGAACAUGGUACACAGAAGGGUGCCCGAGUAAGAUGGGAUUCUUAGCUGUUGUAUUCCUAGGAUUGUACAUUAUAAUCUACUCGCCUGGUAUGGGGACGGUGCCAUGGAUCGUGAACUCAGAGAUAUAUCCACUCAAGUACAGAGGUUUUGGUGGUGGGGUGGCUGCAGUUGCCAAUUGGACUUCUAAUCUGAUUGUUAGCCAAACGUAUUUAACGCUGACUGAACAUUUGGGAUCUUCUGGAACCUUUCUAUUGUUCGCAGCAUUUUCAUUGACGGGACUUGUCUUCAUUUUCUUCUUUGUACCAGAGACCAAAGGUCUGCAGUUUGAGGAGGUGGAGAAGAUGUUGCAGAAAGGAUACUCUCCGUUUAAGAAGAGGCCGGGAAAGGGUAAAAAUUUGAAAGAGGGUCACGAAGUUUAAUUGCAACAAAAGGGUCUGUAGUUUCUCCUUCUCAUGAUGAGUGUGGCCUGGCCUGUAAAUAAGCAAAACAUUUUUUGGUUGGAACUAUAUCCCUGCAAUGCACCACACUCCUCUUGGUGUUGGUGU
Molecule: messenger RNA, 2036 nt
Organism: Sesamum indicum (sesame)
Lineage: Eukaryota; Viridiplantae; Streptophyta; Magnoliopsida; Lamiales; Pedaliaceae
Product: inositol transporter 4
Biological process (GO): myo-inositol transport; transmembrane transport
Cellular component (GO): membrane
Molecular function (GO): myo-inositol:proton symporter activity
Source: RefSeq, a predicted model, not a curated record